AUGAUUUGCAGAUGUGAGGACAUGUUUUGCGUUGUGGAAGUGAUGUAACAUUCUUUUGCUUCCGCUGUGUGAUGAGACACCUAGCUAACAGGUGGGAAGCCUCACUUUCAUCAUUCACUGCGUGCGCUGUUAGUAAUACGGAGUCAUGUCAGAGCUUAUUGAGCUUCAAAGAGAGCAAAUUGUUGGUACCCCCUUAGCUGGUACCUCUGUGACUAAAGUUGCCAAUUUAUUUGUUAUGGCAUGAGGUACAGUAUCAAAGGUUAUGACAGCAUAUACAGUUUCUUGGAAAACAUGGUCAACUGA
Molecule: messenger RNA, 303 nt
Organism: Staurois parvus
Lineage: Eukaryota; Metazoa; Chordata; Amphibia; Anura; Ranidae
Source: the annotation of a GenBank genome assembly